AAGAAAUUAAAGCAGAAGAAAGAAAGAAAGAAAUAUUACAAUCCAUUGGUUUUCUUUUUUUAAAGCAGGAAAAAAAAAGAGACUUUGAAAAUAAUGUCUUCUGGUUUUGAUCAGCAAAGGCUGGUUGUGAAGAAGGUUUUGGCCAAACAGCAAAGCGAGGGCGAUGGGGCCCGCGUUAGACGAAGCAUCGGAAGGCAUGAAUUGAAGAACAUUGAUCCAUUCCUCAUGCUGGAUGAGUUUGAAGUUUCACCACCUGCUGGAUUCCCUGAUCACCCACACAGAGGCUUUGAGACUGUUACAUAUAUGUUAGAGGGAGCUUUCACUCAUCAAGACUUCUCUGGGCAUAAGGGCACAAUAGGAACUGGUGAUGUGCAGUGGAUGACAGCGGGAAGAGGCAUCGUUCACUCCGAAAUGCCCGCGGGCGAAGGCACACAAAAGGGCUUGCAGCUGUGGAUCAAUCUUGCCUCCAAGGACAAAAUGAUUGAACCAAACUACCAAGAGCUGCUGAGUAGAGACAUCCCAAGUGCAGAGAGUGAUGGGGUACAAGUGAAGGUAAUAGCAGGAGAGGCAAUGGGGGUGAAAUCCCCCGUGUACACGAGAACCCCAACGAUGUACCUAGACUUCACCCUCCAGCCUGCCACCGAAUACCACCAACGCGUCCCACAAUCUUGGAACGCGUUCGUUUACGUCGUAGAGGGCGAGGGCAGUUUCGGCACCGAAAACUCGCGCACCCCCGCGGCAGCCCAUCACUGCCUGGUGCUGGGCCCCGGGGAGGGCGUGAGCGUGUGGAACAGUGCCUCUUCCGGGCAGCCCCUGAGGUUCGUCCUGCUCGGCGGGCAGCCCAUCCGCGAGCCUGUCGUUCAGUGCGGUCCUUUCGUGAUGAACACCGAAGCCGAGAUCGAGCAGACGUUCCAGGACUACCAUCUCUUCAAGAAUGGGUUUGAGAAGGCCAGGCAAUGGAAGUCUCAUUCCAUUUCAGGCAGUAGAAAGAGAAUGUAACAAGUAAUAAUGUCUUGGAGUUUAUCCAGUGUCCACUCUUGUCUUAAUCUUUUCUUUUGUAUACACGCAAACACAAACACUUCAUAGUGUUUCACAUUUUAAAUUUCUUCAUUACUCCCUUUUAGUUUGUAUUGUUUCCAUCAAAUUCUCAUUUGUGGGUGAAUUGAAAUAAAAUUGUCUUUUGUAUUUCACAGAUUAAGUUGUUUUUUUCUCUCAUUUUGGUAUAGAAAGCAAAAGCUGUACUUGUUUAGUCUGAAUUUAGUUGUCUACUUUACAAUAUUACCAUAAAUUUUGGGUGUUUCU
Molecule: messenger RNA, 1302 nt
Organism: Cuscuta campestris
Lineage: Eukaryota; Viridiplantae; Streptophyta; Magnoliopsida; Solanales; Convolvulaceae
Source: the annotation of a GenBank genome assembly